Molecule: messenger RNA, 1465 nt
Organism: Glycine soja
Lineage: Eukaryota; Viridiplantae; Streptophyta; Magnoliopsida; Fabales; Fabaceae
Exons: 2
Coding region: 433-885 (150 amino acids)
Source: RefSeq, a predicted model, not a curated record
AGAUCCGCAUGCGCAUCUCAGCAUCUAUAUCUAUCCACACACAACACACACCUCUGCCUCUACUCCGCACAACUCCUCACACACAAAACACAACACACGCUCAUGUUGUUGAUGAGUGGAGGCAACAAAAAACAUAUAUCCAUCACUCACAAGACCAAUUGACCUUUGUUCUUGGUACAAUUCGAUUCAAAUUUUUCGCACUAAGGAGAGCCACUCAAGGCUCUGGGAUGUACUAUACGCCGUUCGGGGUUCUGAUUUUCGGCGGCGAGAAGGUUCAAGAGACACAGUGGGAGAAGGAGCGAUAAGUAAUUCAUAUUCCUACCUUCACACACAAAAACAACAUUCUCACCAUUUUUAGAUCCUUCCAUUAUCUCUCGUAGGAUCUUCCAAUUUCAAUUUUAAUUCAAUCCCUUCAGAUUUUUCGGAGAGACCAUGGCUGGGAAGGUUUUGAAAGAAACGAAAUCGCUGUCGGCGGCGGAGGUGGCGGGGGCGGAGGCUGAGAUGACGGUGUCGUCGGUGAAGUGCUGCUGCUGUGGGCUGAUGGAGGAGUGCACGCACGCGUACAUUGGGCGCGUGAGAGAUCGCUACGGGGGUCGUUGGAUAUGUGGCCUCUGUUCGGAGGCUGUGAAGGAAGAGAGGGAGAGAGAGAAGAUUGUGAUAUCAACGGACGAGGCUCUGAAGCGACACAUGGGGUUCUGCCAACAGUUCAAGUCUUCUGGUCCUCCAGAUAACACCAACGAGGACUUCAUUCUGGCAGUGAAGCAGAUCCUGUUUCGCACUUUGGAUUCUCCGAGGAAAGACCGUUUCACUUGUCGACCACUUGGGAGAUCUCACAGUUGUUUCUCAACCAUGCAAGGAACUCCCACACAGGCGGAGACAGAAUGAUCCCUCUUUGAAUAAGAUUAUCUUUGGUACAAGAUAUUUGUGAUCUAUGAAAGAGAAGAGUGAUCCUUCCCAUAUUCAUUAGCAAAACUUGAUACAUUUCUUUAAGUGGUUAUAGUACUAUUCUGUGUUAGAAUUGAAAUUUUACUUUGAUAGCAAAAUUAUCAAGGUGAAACUUUAAUUUUAAACAGGUAUAAUACUAAAAACACUUCAGGAGUUAUAUUGAAGUAUUGUAGGAUAAAUAUUAGAAUGCAACUAAAAUGGAGACUUAUUGAUUAAUAAUUGAUAAUAAUAAUAAUAAUAAUAAUAAUAAUAAUAAACAAUGUAUAGUCAUGAUUCACAAGCAUCGUAUCUGUGAGUCAAGGUUGAGUUACUAAGCUCAGUUGUGUGUCUUGUUUUUGUUGUGUUGUGGUUAGUCAGGCAGGAAUGGUUGAGUUAUGGUGUUGAGUUGUUGAUUGUUUUUGUUUGACAUUUGGGAUUGAGUGGAUGAUUGUUGACAGGAGUCUUCCUUCCUUGACUUCAAUCUAAAUGUCACUUUUGUUUACUAGUAAUGGAAUUUCGGAAUUUCUAUGGUUGGCCCAAA